CCCUUUCACUUUCUAUUUCUUUGUCACGUACGAGGAAAUCACCCUUGGUGUCAAUCGCCUUCGUCAUUUUUAGAAAACUCGACACCUACUCUGCAUAAACAUAUAUAAAUUUAAAAUAUAGUUUAUCUAUUUACGUAGAUAAUGGCACUUCUUCAAGUGAGCGACUUUCAGUCUUUUUCUGAAGUCCGCGGACAGAUUCUUCCAGUGAAACGGAGGCACCUCGUCGACCGAACCAACCACUACAAUUUUGGGAGCAAAACUCAAGAAUUUGCGGUUCCGCCUGGUGUAGAGCCGUCAGGGUUUCUGAAGUCCUGUAACCGUGAUGGAGGUGUGUGUAUUGAAAUGAACCACGGGACCACCACUCUGGCCUUCAAGUUCAGGCAUGGAGUCAUCGUGGCUGUGGACUCCAGAGCUUCAGCCGGGCGUUACUUGGCAUCCAACGAUGUGAACAAGGUGAUAGAGAUCAACCCGUACCUGCUGGGCACCAUGUCAGGCAGUGCUGCAGACUGUCAGUACUGGGAAAGACUUCUAGCCAAAGAGUGCAGACUUUACAGGCUGAGGAACAACCACCGUAUCUCUGUGGCUGCUGCCUCUAAGCUGUUAUCCAACAUGAUGCUGGGCUACAGAGGAAUGGGCCUCUCCAUGGGGAGCAUGAUCUGUGGAUGGGACAAAGAGGGUCCUGGUCUGUACUAUGUAGAUGAUAAUGGGACGCGUCUGUCUGGCCGCAUGUUUUCCACCGGCUGUGGGAACAGCUACGCCUACGGUGUGGUGGACAGCGGUUACAGGGAAGACAUGACAGUAGAGGAGGCGUAUGAGCUCGGCCGUCGGGGCAUCGCUCACGCUACACACAGAGACGCCUACUCUGGUGGAGUGGUAAACAGUAAGUAUGCACAGGGAAACUUCCUGAAACUUAUUUAA
Pundamilia nyererei is the source of this 918-nucleotide messenger RNA. RefSeq names its product proteasome 20S subunit beta 8A (gene psmb8a). The coding region runs from base 142 to 918 and encodes 258 amino acids. Gene Ontology annotation, molecular function: threonine-type endopeptidase activity. The record is from RefSeq and is a predicted model, not a curated record. NCBI's taxonomy places the organism in Eukaryota, Metazoa, Chordata, Actinopteri, Cichliformes, Cichlidae. The transcript has 5 exons. Gene Ontology annotation, cellular component: proteasome core complex; cytoplasm.